Eleginops maclovinus (Patagonian blennie) is the source of this 2863-nucleotide messenger RNA. RefSeq names its product F-box protein 25 (gene fbxo25). The transcript has 10 exons. Gene Ontology annotation, molecular function: protein binding. Gene Ontology annotation, biological process: protein ubiquitination. Bases 1083 to 2117 code for a protein of 344 amino acids. Gene Ontology annotation, cellular component: SCF ubiquitin ligase complex; nucleus; cytoplasm. The record is from RefSeq and is a predicted model, not a curated record. Lineage: Eukaryota; Metazoa; Chordata; Actinopteri; Perciformes; Eleginopidae.
GCCGGUGUCGCCUCUUCCAUGGAUCAAUCCUCUACAGUACCUCACUGUGCUACGUUAGCUUGUCAGCAGUCUUUUCACUCAACAGGCGCACCGUCAGACAAUAGAUAAUGACAUCACCCGUUCGCGUUGGCUGCUCUCCAAAUGCUGCCUCGCUCAAAAGGCCAGUGACAUCAUGCAACAGAGGUACAGAAACACAUAAGAAAGAAAGGCAAUAGGAUGGCCACUGGCACGGUACGCUGUGUACCACAAGUGAUGCAUCAUGGGUGUUUUAUGUCAACAAAACACCUCAUUACCAUAUCAAAGUUAUUGUUAUUACUCUUUUAACAUCAUUAUCAAUACUAGGUUCAAUAUCAUACGCAAUACUACCUUUGUGUUUUAGAAGAUGGACCUUCUGUUUUACUUAUUUUACUAAAUGUAUCUUAAUAAAUUGUUAUUCUUUUAGACACUGGUGUUAGUAUUACUUCUUAUUCACCUAAUAUGUGUACUUUUAUAUUUCAUUCUUAUGUUCCUAUGUGUCAUUUCAUUCAAGAAUUGACAAGUUUAGUUAAUACAUUUUUACUUAUCUCUGAGCUUAAACAGUCAAGAAAAUGUGCAGGCUAAGUAUUUGGCUCUUACUUUUAUGUCAAUCUCUGAGGCAGAUUAUUUUAUCUGCAAAGGAAUUCAAUGGUUUAGUCAUCUUGCACUCUAUCUUAAAGUGAGUGAAGUGUAACAGCUUGAUGUCACGUUUUUUUUUCUUCUCCCCUGUUCAUGUUGACUUCCUCCAAAGCCCUCAGCCUUUCUAGCUAUGUAUUUCAGGAUAUAGUUUAAAUAUCCACAAAUCCCUCUGAACAUUCCUGCUGCUUCAUAAUGUAUUUUAUUGGCUUUGUGGAGGCCGAUGCUCUGCGUGCAACUUGUGCUAAAAAGUCAGGCUAUUAUUGCAUUCCUCACUUGUAAUGCACUGUGGCAUUGCUGUGCUUGCAUGUGUGUGUUUGUGUGUAGGCCUGUACAAUUGGAUAAAUGGAUGGAGACGAAAGGAUUACUGUUGAACCCUUUCAACCUGAUCUGUUGUCUUCAGUCGGACGAGCAAAGCCUCGCCUUCUUUUAUGCUGGAUGAAAACAUUAAUUUGUUUCUAAAUCCAAAAGCAUGUGUGUUGAAAUCGCCCAGAAUGCUCUGCAGUGACAACAAAGAGAAGCUGUUUGUUGGAGAUGUGUGUGAGCUCGCCACCACGAAGAGGAAAAAGGACCUCUACAACAAUAACACCAAAUCUCAGUUUGUUUUCACAGAUAAAUGGAUCUACGUGCAGAAAGGCAGCACAAAAGAGAGACAUGGAUACUGCACGCUUGGUGAAGCCCUCAACCGUCUAGACUUUUCCAGUGCCAUUCAGGACUUGAGUAGAUUCAACUAUGUUGCAAAACUUUUCCAGCUAAUAGCCAGGUCUCAGUUGCCCAAUUUGAGUGGAGCUGCUCAGAAAAACUAUUUUAAUAUACUGGAGAAGAUUGUACGAAAAGUUCUAGACGACCACUACAACCCACGCCUUGUGAAGGACCUGCUGCAGGACCUGAGCUCCACACUGCACAGUCUGGCCAUUCAUGUCGGCAGGUGUGUCCUCGUGGGCAACGUCAACAUCUGGUUGUGCAGACUACAGAUCAUUCACGAAUGGAAGCAGCAGCUCAACAACCUGCAGAUCCCUAAGCAAAUUUGCAAUGGCGUGUCAUUCAACGAAUUACCGCUCCACACGCAAAACAACAUCCUCUGCAAGUUAUCUGAUGCCUAUGACAUCAUUAACCUGGGGCAGGCAACACCUACUCUGCAGAGCCUCAGUGAGAGCAGCAUACUGUGGAAAAAACUCUGCCACUUUCACUUCACAGACAAACAGUACUGUACAAAUUUGGUCCUAUCCAAAAGUGAUCACGUGGACUGGAAGCUGAUGUAUUUCACCUUGAGGAAACAUUAUCCAAUGAGGGAGCAGUACGGCGACACCCUGCACUUCUGCAAACACUGUAGCAUCCUCUUCUGGCAGGACCGCCACCUGGCUUUGUUAUUGAAGGACUGUGGCCAUCCUUGCACAGCCAUCGAUCCGGACAGCUGCCUCAUGCCCAUUUCUCCGCAACACUUUAUCGAACUCUUCCAGUUCUAAACCCUCCACGUUUAUCUCCAAGCGAAACGUCACUCCAAAAAACGAGUGUGCAAGAGACUCUUAUGUCAUUUACCAAAUACAAAGGGCUUAGACUGAAAAAGAUGACUUGUUUAUGUCUUAAUUUCUUCACGCACAAGUGUUUCCACGACAAAAAGGAAAUAUUAAAUGCGUUUGUUUGUAGAUUUUAAGAAUGUUGCUGAUGGGGGAAGUAUUCCUCCUCCUGCCAAAUGUGUUGUCUUCUCGACUAAAAACAUCUGUUCAACACGGAGGAAAGACAAAAUGUGAAAGAUUUAUAUGUAAAGAAGUUGUAGCAUGUUUAUGGUAGGCAAGUGGUGAUAGGUAAUAUUUAAGAGUUUUUUAAAGAUGUUUACGGUUCGUUACUUGGGGUUAAACUAAGCUGCUUUUUACUCUGUUCUGUUUUGGUGGUAUUUUUUGCAAUAACUGAACGCAUGUCUGUUUACAUGUAUGUGGUCCUUUGUGACUUCCUGUUGUGCUCUUUGUAUAUUGAAGAACAAAUAAUGUAAAACUCCAUUAGCUAUACAUGUUUUUACUGUGUACUUUUGCCAGAACUGUCAUGAAACAGACAGAGAAAAUGUUUUAAAAUAUUUAUGAAACAAAAAGUUUUUUUAUCUUUCCUCCAACUUUUGUAAUAAUUCUUUACCGUCCCAAUACUUGAUGGUACUGUUACUACUUUUAUGAGACAGGAUUGAAGUAACUACAAAUAAUUAAAUAUUUCUAAAAACCUG